AUGGGUAACCUGCCGCGCGGGCGCGUGACCCCCGCUCGCCCGUUUCUUCGGACUGGAGUGGACUACGCCGGGCCGAUUCUUGUCCGCACUAGCAAGGGGCGAGGUCAUCGGGCCCACAAGGCCUUCAUUGCCGUCUUCAUCUGCCUCGCCUCCAAGGCGGUCCACCUCGAGGCGGUGUCCGAUUACACGACAGAGGCCUUCCUCGCCGCUUUCCGUCGUUUCACCUCGCGGCGCGGCCUGUGCGCCGAGGUUUUCUCGGACUGCGGUACCAACUUCGUGGGAGCCGAUAGAGUACUGCGAGAAUUCUUCAGGGCCGCGUCACCCGACGGCCGUCACAUCGCUAACGCCGUGACCGACCAAGGCAUCAGGUGGCACUUUAACCCGCCGGCCGCACCACACUUUGGUGGACUUUGGGAGGCCGCGGUAAAGUCCACUAAACACCACCUUCGUCGAGUCAUCGGCGAAACUACACUCACGUUCGAGGAACUGAGCACCUUCCUCGCUCAAGUCGAGGCUUACUUAAACUCAUGGCCACUGCAGGCUCUCUCAGACGACCCGGACGACGUUUCAGCACUAACGCCGGGUCACUUCUUAAUCGGUGCCCUUUUCUUGGCCGUGCCCGAGCCGCCACUCACACAGAAGAAGGACAAC
Messenger RNA from Temnothorax curvispinosus, 651 nucleotides. RefSeq lists its product as uncharacterized. Gene Ontology annotation, molecular function: nucleic acid binding. NCBI's taxonomy places the organism in Eukaryota, Metazoa, Arthropoda, Insecta, Hymenoptera, Formicidae. Gene Ontology annotation, biological process: DNA integration. The record is from RefSeq and is a predicted model, not a curated record. The annotation marks the transcript as partial. The transcript has a single exon.